Molecule: messenger RNA, 654 nt
Organism: Arachis stenosperma
Lineage: Eukaryota; Viridiplantae; Streptophyta; Magnoliopsida; Fabales; Fabaceae
Exons: 2
Coding region: 1-654 (217 amino acids)
Source: RefSeq, a predicted model, not a curated record
AUGUCUCUUACUAAGUUGUUUGAGGUGGUGCAUCCCCAAAGGGCCCUCAUAGAAAGCCCGAUGCUCUCUGAGAAGGAGACCUUGAAAGAAGGUGAGACAGUAGUCUUCACCAAAGAGGCCGAACCUCAGGAGUUUGCUAUUGAGGGACUGAAGGCAAUCACGGAUCAGAAGGAUCCUGAGACUGCCAUUAAGCACUCCCUUGCAGAGGUGAGAGAGCCUCAAGAGCUACCUUUCCAUGGCGUGCAGAAAGAACUGGCAGAUGAGCAGUUAGCUCAUUUCCCAGCAACCCUUAAGGAGCUACAAGUCAAGAUUUCUUUUACAGAGGUAUUAGGAAAAAGGAUCCCGUAUAUGGCCUAUCUAAAAGACACUCUUUUUGAAAAGAAGGACUUAAGAGAAGAUGAAAUAGAGAUACUAACUGAGAAGUAUAGUGUCCUAAUUCAGCAUGAGCUGCCAAUAAAAAUGCCAGAUCCAGGGAGCUUUCAGAUCCUAUGGACCACUGAAAAGAUCAUUUUUGACAAAGCCCUGUAUGAUCUUGGCUUAAUUUUAAAUCGGAUACCUUCCAUUGAGGCAGAGGCCAAAUCUAGAGAGGCUGGGAAGUGCAUGAGUUCUGAUGAACACUCCUCGGAUGAGGAUGAAGACACUCGGGAAGAGUAA